AUGAAGAGGCUUUGGACUAGGGCAAACAGCAAACCAACAGAAACGAAGAACGACACAGGCGAGAGGAGCCCUGCCAGAGCUGAGUCCCUCCCAGUGCACCGCUGGCUGCAAUCUCGUCAUAACUCGUUCACCAGCGAAGCCACUUGUAGGAAGGCUGAAGAUUCCCUUUGCUCCCCCCCAAGCACUCACAGGGAUCCCGUCGGCCCCUGCAGUAGUGAGCACUGCCAGGCCGUAGUGGCUCGGCUCCAACACCAGCUACAAAACCUAAAAGAAGAGAAAUCCCAACUGGAAUCAUUGAUAUCCAUGCAGCGGCAGACCCUGCACCAAAUUGAUCGGGUAUCCAUCGAGGAGAAGCUUACGAGCUCCAGCGAUGCCAUCCAAAGUCUUAAUGAGCAUAUUAUAGACCUACGAAAGCUUCUAGAAGCCAAGGACGAAGAGGCAGAAAAGCUGCGGACUGAAUUGGCCGAAGUACACGAGGCGGAAAGGCAGGCCAAGAAACUGGCAGCGGAGGAAACAGCAAAAUUUGCGAAGGCAUACGCUGAUCUUAACGAACAUACCAACCACUUGAAGCUGCUUGAGCAAAAGCUGGGGGCCGUGGAAGUGCUGUUGCACCCGGAUUCUCCUAAAACGGAGAAGUCAUCGCGCGCUGGCCGGGGUUCAGGAGGGCGUAAUGAGCCCAACACAUCAGCUGACAGAACUGCAGAACAAAUCAGCGGCGAAAGUGCAUUGCUGCCUGCUGCUGUGGCUACGCUAGUAGAAGAGAUACAUGAGGCGCGCGCGAAUGCGGCCAGCCUGAAACGUCAGCUGACACAGACUCAAGAGAAGGCACAGGUGGGCUGGAGCAGUCGGGAGAAAGAUGUCGAGCUGGAAAGCCUGCGGAAGUCUUUAGUGAAGCUUCAAGAAAAGGCGGAGAAGGCUGAAUCAGUGUUGCGGCUGGGUUCGACUGACAAGCUGGAGUCCUUGGCAACCCGGAACUCAGAGCUAGUCGCCGAGCUGGCCGAGAGAGAGGAGAGUGUAGUGAGCUUAAGGCGCCAGCUGACCGAGACGCAGGGGCAAGCACAGGAGGCAGAGGCAUUGAUGAAGGAGAAAGAUGUCGAGCUGGAAAGCCUGCGGAAGUCUUUAGUGAAGCUUCAAGAGAAGGCGGAGAAGGCUGAAUCAGUGUUGCGGCUGGGUUCGACUGACAAGCUGGAGUCCUUGGCAACCCGGAACGUGGGGGAACCCGAAUCCGACGGCGCACGAUUUCCAGGCAGUAUGGAGGAGAGGCUUUCGCAAGAGUACUCUUUUGCACAGAAGCGUAUCAACCCGACUGAGCAGGCAGCUGCGGAGGACGCACAACAUAGUUCCAUGCUUAACAGUGUGGCUCAAGAGGUCGAGAGACGCUUGCAACAACAGCUACAAAGCAUAAAAUGCGAGCACGAAAAGCUGAAGAAAGAGAACAAUAAGCUAAAGCAAACGCUCAUGAACGUCGCCCAAAAGACUGUUGAUAAAGAGAACGAAAUCCAGCUCAAGGAAAAGGAAUUCGAAGCUCUUAGAGGGAAAUUAAAAGCCGCAGCCCAUAACGCCGAAGGCUGCAAGUAUCUUGCACAGAUGGAGAAGGAAAGGCGCAUCGCCCAAGUGACUCAUCUCAGAUGCAGGCUGGCUGAGUCCGAAAGGCAGAUACAGCAGCAACAAGUCCUUUCAAAUAUGCAAAAGAAAGAGUCCGUAAAACCUAUUGGAGAUCUCCAGCAACACCGAGGCCAGUUUCAUCCUACCGAGCCUCUUAUAUCUGUGCAUAGUGCAUCAAAACCGCAAUUUGAAGCAAGUUCAAUUAAAGUGCUUGCUUCGCAUACUCAUAUAGAUUCCGGGAAGUCAGGCUUGGGUCAGCGCUCAAAAGGCGAUAUAUCCCAGCUAGUGCGCAUGGGCGACACCCAAAUGUUCCGUAACAUUUUACUAGAGCCGCAAUGUGAUUCUGUUCUCAAGAUCGUUAUGCCACGGGCACCCAGAACAUAG
This is a messenger RNA of Cyclospora cayetanensis, 1989 nucleotides long. RefSeq names its product COP1-interactive protein 1. Bases 1 to 1989 code for a protein of 662 amino acids. The transcript has 12 exons. The record is from RefSeq and is a predicted model, not a curated record. NCBI's taxonomy places the organism in Eukaryota, Apicomplexa, Conoidasida, Eucoccidiorida, Eimeriidae.